AUGGAAACAUAUCACGGUCUCGUCCGCACUCCGGCGGACGCCAUCAUCCUAUUCGAAGCCUGCAGACUAGGACUCCUUCCUCGCGUACAACGUCGCCUGUCGGAAAAGGAACGACAAGCUAUCAAAUCAGGCUCUGUGUUUGUGUGGGAUGAACGGGAAGCAGGCAUGCGCCGAUGGACAGAUGGCAAAUCGUGGAGCGCUAGUCGGGUUUCCGGCAGCUUUUUGACAUAUCGUGAGAUGGAGGGCAAGCGUGGAGGCGGCGUUUCAACAUCUCGCAGUGAAAAGACCCCCGACAGCCGGGGAAACAGUGACGACGACAGGGAUGGAUCGGAAGAUGGCCCGGAUGGAUACCGAUACAAGCCAGAUGGUCUCAUGAAACAGUCGUUCAGCAUCACCACCUCCGCAGGACAGCACCUACACCUCAUCAGUUACUACGCCCGAUCACAUCCUACCGCCCCCAACUUCAACCAACCUUCCACUGAUCCGGCUCUACGACAUAUUCGCCCACAAAAGGGUCUCUAUCCAGAGUCAACAGUCAAUGAUCAACAGAACCUGCCGGUUGUCACUCGAGGUCCAAUGCCAGGUACCAUGACAUUGUCUCCCCACAUGCACAUGGCUGGCUUUCCUCGAAAUGGUGCCACUCACCCGCAGUCAUAUGCUCCUCUCUACAGUUGGCCCCCGACCCCUUCGGCGACUCCUCCCACUGCAACUGUGCCAUAUCAUCCUGGACAAAGCUACCUCCCACCUCUUGGGGGCCCUUCACCUUACGGACAACUACCACCACAUCCUCAAGCAGUCGCGGGUCCUCCUCAUCCUGCUGCUCACCACCAGCUUCCUACACCUUCUGAGCGAUCACUUCACCUCGAUACAACACUACCACCACCUGUAGCAUCUGGCACUGUCUCCGCACCUGGUUAUCCUGGUUACAACCGUUCUCCUCGCUCUGGUCCUAUGUCUAUAGAGGCACAAAGAGUCCAUUCUCCAAGUUAUGCAAUUAAAGCAAAUUUGCCUGGACAGACAGACCCGCGGUUGAUGUCUCCUCGGUCUCAAAAACAACCAGGAUCCAACAACGAAAACCGGGCGUCUCCAAGACAACCUAUCACACCCAAUCAAUCCCAUCUGCCGCCACCUCAAGGGCAUGAGGCUCCAGCAACAGGUGCAACCGUGCCCAGCAUCGUGACAUUUAUGAACGGGCCUGCUACUUCACCUUACUCAAAAUUAAACGGCAGCCCAAGUUCUCUACGAGUGGAAGGGCCCAAAGAUAUUCCUAGCGACAAGAUUGGAUUCGGUGGAGAAGAUAUGCGCGCUCUUCGACAGUUGGAUCGGGUAUUCACAGCCUAG
Molecule: messenger RNA, 1341 nt
Organism: Talaromyces amestolkiae
Lineage: Eukaryota; Fungi; Ascomycota; Eurotiomycetes; Eurotiales; Trichocomaceae
Exons: 1
Coding region: 1-1341 (446 amino acids)
Molecular function (GO): DNA binding
Source: RefSeq, a predicted model, not a curated record